This is a messenger RNA of Aricia agestis (brown argus), 5981 nucleotides long. RefSeq names its product kinase D-interacting substrate of 220 kDa B (gene Arms). Bases 204 to 5621 code for a protein of 1805 amino acids. Gene Ontology annotation, molecular function: protein binding. The transcript has 29 exons. NCBI's taxonomy places the organism in Eukaryota, Metazoa, Arthropoda, Insecta, Lepidoptera, Lycaenidae. The record is from RefSeq and is a predicted model, not a curated record.
UGAACCUACAGAUCAAAAUACGGGUGUUUAUUGCCCAAGUUCAGUCGAUGAUAAGAACCAGAUUUGCGGUUUUGUUUUGACGUGGUCGACCCACGUGCGGGCGACGCGCCGCAGUCUGCGCCCGCCGCCCGCCACGACGCACGCAUUUUACGUGCGUGCUUUCGUUCGUUACGCUAAAAAAAAUUAAUGUUCCAAAUUGAAACAUGGAUCGGGGCCACAGCAAUUUGAUUCGCGAAGGGUCUAAAUCGACGCGAAUGCUCACCGACAGCAUAUCAUCCGACGAGCCAGAAACCGAGAGGCUGCUCAACUCGAACCAACCUUCUGUAGUGAAAGUGUCUAGUGGCCGGCGGCAAUCGCUGACGGCUCCGCCCUCCCCCACCGAUUCGCGCAAGAAGCGGGACCACCGAACCCACUACAGGAACCACCUGCACCACUUUAUCCACUGGAGGGAUAUCUGGGGUGGGGAACCUCACAAAGCCAAUGAGGCCGCCAGAAUCGCCGGGGUCCACCCUCGACGUGGUCCAAGAGUCGCCGUACUCCUCGGACACCGACGUCAGCCGCGCGGAGUCCGACCGAUCGGACGGGCCGGAGAGGUCGGACGGCUUCGACGGGAUGCCGCGGGACGAGGAUGCGCCGCCGACCCGGGCGAAGAGCAACAGCUACUCGGGGCCGAUGCUGGUGCCACCGUCGCUGCCGGCCAAGCGGCGGCGGCCGUCGCUUCUGCAACUGAAGAUCGGGGGCCACGGCAUCCACACGGGGCCGCUGUCGGCGGGGCCGCACCUGAGCGUGCCGCGGUUCACAGUGACGGCGCCGCCGGGGGAGCAGCGCCGUCACAGCCACGGGUUCCCCUUCCACGGGUUCGCCCUACGCCGGCACUCCAACACGGUCGGCGACUGAGCACGUCACUUGUGAGCCUUCACCGCAGCGAGUCGAUGGUGUCGCUGGCGUGCUUCAAGACGCUCACCCAGUUGAUCAACAAUGACAGCAACGAGCUCCAGAACUACCUCUCCUCCAACAAGAACAUCAAUGUCGACGAUAGGGAUGAGAACGGCACAACAGCGCUCAUGUGCGCGAGCGAGUGCGGUCGCGCGAAUGCCGUCGAGCUGCUGCUAGGUGCGGGCGCAGACGCCAACGCGGCCGACAACGAUGGCUGGACGCCGCUCGCGUUUGCGGCGCGCGGCGGACACGUCGCUGCGGUGAAGGAGCUGCUAGACGCUGGGGCGGUAGUGGACUCUAGGGACUGUGGAGGAUGGACGCCUCUGAUGUGGGCGGCGUACAAGGGGCACGAGGACAUCGUCGCCCUGCUCCUGGAGAAGGGAGCCGAUGUGCACGCGCAUGGGAACUAUAACAUAAACUCGCUAGUAUGGGCGUCCGGUCGGCGUCACAGCGCGGUCGUGCUGCGGCUGCUAGCGGCGGGCGCGCGGCCGAACUCGUGCGACAAGUACGGCACGUCCGCGCUCACGUGGGCGGCGCGUGCGGGCGACGUGGCUGCGUGCGCGGCGCUGCUGCGGGCGGGCGCCGACCCGCACGCCACCGGCAUGUACUGCUGGACGCCGCUGCUGCAGGCCACGCACGGUAACCACGUCGAAAUAGUUCAGAUGCUGUUAGAGCACAAGCCCAACGUGAACGCGUUAGACAAGGACGGCUGUACAGCCCUCGCGAUUGCGUGCAAGGAGGGGUUCUAUGAUAUCGCACUUGCACUCAUAUCGUCCGGCGCUUACAUUAACGUACAGGACCACUCAAAAGACACACCACUGAUUUACGCGGUGAAAGGCGGCUAUAGGAACAUAGUGGAGGCGUUACUGAAGAAACACGUAGAUGUUGACUUACCGGGCAAGGAGAAGAAAACCCCUGUCUACACAGCGGUUGAGAAGCAACAUGUGGGGAUACUGAAGCUGCUUUUAGCUUCUAACCCGGACCUGGAGUUGUGUACUACGACGGGCGACACGGCGCUACUGCGUGCUGUACGCUCGCGCAACGCGGAGAUGGUUCAGCUGUUGCUGGAGAAACGCGCCCGCGUCUCCGCUGCCGACUCGAGGGGAGAUACCGCGCUGCAUAUAGCCAUGCGUGCACGAUCUAAGCAAAUAGUAGAAAUCCUGCUCAGGAAUCCCAAGAACAGUCAGCUGCUUUACAAGCCGAACAAAAUGAACGAGACGCCGUACAAUAUAGAUAUGAGCUACAACAAAACGAUACUGGGGCAGAUAUUCGGCGCUCGUAGACUUAAUACUAACGAGGACAAUGAGAAUCUCCUUGGCUACGAACUGUAUAGUGCGGCGUUGGCGGAUAUGCUCGCUGAGCCGAGUCUCUCCGUGCCUAUUACAGUGGGACUGUAUGCGCGGUGGGGUUCAGGGAAGUCUUUUCUGCUGACUAAGCUUAAAGAGGAGAUGAAGAACUUCGCCCGACAAUGGAAUGAAACGGGGUGGGCGUGGUCGUGGGCGGUAGCGUGGGGGGCGUGGCACGCGGCGCUCGCGGCGGCCGUGGCUACGGCACUGGCGGGCGCGCGUGCGUACGUCGCGUUAGCUGUAUGCUUCGGACUCUUCGCUACGUUAUACCUAGCGUUCUAUCUGCUGUGGUACUUGGGUAACAGAUACGAGUGGUGGUGGUCGACGGGCGUAGUGGCGGCGCUGGGUCGGCGGUUCGGCUCGCUACUGCUGGUGCUGCAAGUUGUGUUCUGUCAUCCGCCCGGCCCCAACGAUCCACGCGCGUUACCCGCAACGCCUAUACGAUUCCACUUUACUGAGGGUAUGCGUUCGGGCGGCGGGCAGGAGGGCGUGGCGGCGGCGGCGCAAAUGCUGGCCGGGCUGGCGGAGGCAUUAGAGUGCCAGUACGGACGAGUAUGUACACGGCUCGCACGCGCGUUCCGACCCACGCCCAUAUCGUCCACGUCGUCUUGGAAAUGGCGUCGCUCGUGCUGCGUGCCGCACAUAAUCACGUUCGAGGUGGGCUUCGUGUGUGUACUGCUGGGUGUGUGCGUGCUCGUCAUGUAUCUCACCGACUCUGAGGCGGAUCCUGCCAAAAUGGAGGUACGCGGUGGGGUGGCAGUGGGUGCUGGCGUGGCGGCUGGCGCGUUAGUACUGGGCGCGGCGUGUGCAGCGGGCAGAGCGUUAGCGGCACUCGCACUACCGCCGCGUACGCGACUCGCCCGCGCCGCACGGGCGGACCCGCACGCGCGCACGCUCGCGCUGCGUCCCGAAGUGCACGCGCUCACGCAAAUUGUGACAUGUUUAGACGCAUUCACGGGGCAGCAGACGCGAUUGGUGAUCGUAGUAGACGCGUUAGACAGCUGCGAGCAAGAGAAAGUGUUGGCGCUCCUAAACGCCAUACAUGCUCUGUGCUCCGACCCUAAAAGCCCGUUUAUAUUGUUGCUGGCUAUUGAUCCACAUAUUAUUAGCAAGGUUGCUUGGAUGGAGGCAGUGGAGGUGAACAGUCGGCGCGCGUUCUCCGAGAGUAACAUAGGCGGAUGGGACUACCUUCGCAACAUGGUGCAGCUGCCCUUUUAUCUGCAGAACUCGGCCCUGCGCCGCGUCAAGGUCGCGCAGCUUGCUGCCGCAAGACGCCUGCCGCAUGUCAAUGAGGAUUUGUCUACGUCGCUGCAACGCUCUGUAUCUGCCAGGCGCUUAUCUUCAACCUCCGAGCUGAUGUCCAGCCAGGAGCCGAUCAAGGUGACGACCCACGGGGGCGGCGGCGGGUCCCGGCGUCUGCGUGCGUCCGAAUCAGUGGCGUCGUCAAUGGCGUCGGGCCUGCACCGCGCCGUCCCCGUGCCCGCUGGCGCCGCGGACUUAUCGCGAGUGCUUCUGACUGAUGACUACUUCAGUGAUGUUAACCCACGCAGCAUGAGACGACUGAUGAACGUACUGUAUGUUACGGGUCGUCUUCUAAAGGCCUUCCAAAUCGAAUUCAACUGGUACCAGUUAGCGUCGUGGGUGAAUCUGACAGAACAGUGGCCGUUCCGCACCUCCUGGAUCAUCUACCACCAUGAGACAUACGAGGAGCACAUCGACGACUCCACGUCGCUGAAACAUAUUUACGAGAAGGUUAAGCCUCUAAUCGGUGCGUUACGCGAGUCCAGCACGCUGUCCGAGCUGGACCGGGACGAGCGCAAGCUGGAGGUGUUCCUGAGCUUCCACCGCUCCACCCUCACCGCAGCAGACCUCAAGAUAUUCCUGCCAUUCACCAUCAACCUAGACCCGUACAUCAAGAAGGUUAUAAAAGAGGAUCAAGCGCAGGCGGGCGUGGACGAAGAGAUCGGCGGUAGCGGCGCCGCGGGCGUGUGGAACACCGCACAGCAAACCCUGCGACCGCCACACAAGUCCAGCAAGAAGCAAGUGAAGUUGCCGCCGACGACAGUGCCUAAUGGUCCAACCACUGCCAUCGUGGCGGCGCCGCAGUGGGCGGGUACGGAGGACGCCCCGCCCACAGUCUACCCGUCCGCGCAAGCGCAGAACCCCAUAGCAGUACUAAAAACAGCCUUCCCGGGACUCGGUGACGUGUCAUCGCUCCGUCUGUCGACGCUGAGCGUGGAGCUUAUGUGCGGCGUGGCGCGCGCGGCGCUCGGCGCGGGCGGCGCGCCGGCGGCUGACGCGCUGCAGCGGGCACGCGUCUGCGGCCUCGCGCUCGCCGUGUGCUCGCUAGAGGACCUCAAACCGGUGUUGGAUCUGCCGUUCGGAGACUGGGAGUUGUUCAAGAUGCUGGUGCUCAACCUGCGAGAGUUGGAGGCGCAUCUGCCGCUGACUGCCCCCACCGUGGCCGUAAUACCAGACAAAGCGGCAGACGAAAGCGAUACAGUGAAACGACCUGCUUUAGAACACCAAAGAAGCCGACCGAGUAAUGUGGAAAAACAGCCAUAUGCGGAAUAUCAGGUGACGCUAGAGGAGCAGAUGAUCUGCGGCGCCCUGCAGACCCUCAGCGAGGAGGCGAUGGAGGAGCCCCCCGCAUCCCCCGCGCCAGACGCCGGCCCCUCCCCGCCGCCCGCGCCCCGCGCCCCCGCCGUCAGCUUCAGCGUGGAGAGUGAGGACGACGACGGCCACAUCACGUUCGCGGCCCGCCCGCGCCCGCGCCGCGCCGCCCGUGCCCCGCGCCCCGCCUCGCUGCGCCUCGACGAGCCCCCCGCGCGCCCCGCCGCUCGCGCCCACUCCGUCGAGGACACCGCCGCCGCCCCCGCGCCCGCCGCCAGCGCCCUGCGCCGCACUGCCGACGCGCUGGCCCGGGUGGGCUCCGCCGAUGGGCUGGCGCGGCUCAAGGACCGGAUCCUAUCGCGCGGCGGCUCCCGCGAGCGUAGCCCCGCGCGCUCCGACGACGACGAGUCCGCGCCGCUCGUGUGCCGGUCGCCCGCCGGACGCGACCUCGCCGCUUCGCCCGCCGGCCGCGAUCUCGCCGCCUCGCCCGCUUCCGACCUCACGGAGCUGGAGUCGCCGCGCGCGGACCCCGCCGACCUGCUGCCGUGCGACAAGAGCGGCGAGGCGGGCGGGGGGUGCACGGAGCGCGGGGGGCGGCGCGCCAGCGACCCGUCCCUCGACAUGGUGGAGCCCUACAACAUGCGGCUGCUGGGCCACGCGCUGUGGCGGCAGGACGCGCUCGACGACCCGCCGUGGCCGUGGGCGGAGCCCGACUCGGCGGUGUGAGCCCGCGCCGUGUGUCACUACUCACUGUGCACGCCACACGGUACGCUGACGCUGCGGCUGUCGCGGGCCACGCUCGCUCCUGGGCUGCCCCAUCCAAAGCGAGGAUGUCGUCGCUUAAGAUACAUGCUAUAGACCUAUAAAAUUCUAUUCAGAUACUCUAUAAAAUGUAUCGCUAAAAGAGUACUUAUCAAGUUUUGACGUCUCGGUUCUUGGUAGAAGUACUUGGUAUAUUAUGGUAUUAUAAGCCAAGUUUUUAUGCACAAAUUUUAAAUAACAUUCUACUAUAAAAGUAUUAAAUCAACUUAUAAAUAUUACACGUCGUACUUAUGGUGCUUUCGUCUAAGGGGGGUAUUACAUUAU